This is a messenger RNA of Daktulosphaira vitifoliae (grape phylloxera), 778 nucleotides long. It is a transcript of the gene RpS7, whose product is annotated as 40S ribosomal protein S7. Bases 153 to 737 code for a protein of 194 amino acids. Gene Ontology annotation, molecular function: structural constituent of ribosome. The transcript has 5 exons. The record is from RefSeq and is a predicted model, not a curated record. Gene Ontology annotation, cellular component: small-subunit processome; 90S preribosome; cytosolic small ribosomal subunit. Gene Ontology annotation, biological process: translation; ribosomal small subunit biogenesis; rRNA processing. NCBI's taxonomy places the organism in Eukaryota, Metazoa, Arthropoda, Insecta, Hemiptera, Phylloxeridae.
AACUAUGCACUGUUGUUAGGCUAUCUCAACAUUUUCCUUGCUUCUCUCCUUUUCAUUGACCGUGCAUGUGAUGCCGUGAAAAGCUCGUUUUAUUUUGUAUUUGUAGUUGGUUUGUUCUUAAUAUUUAUCCGUGUCUACAUUUGAAUAACAAGAUGCCAAUACCUGUUCAAGCAAAAAUUGUUAAGAAGGGUAACACUGGCCCUGAUCAAUUUGAACUUUCAAUUGCCCAAGCUCUACUAGAGUUGGAAAACAACAGUGAUUUGAAGGCUCAACUUCGAGAAUUGUAUAUUACAAAAGCUAAGGAAAUUGAGCUGUUGGGCAAAAAAAGCAUUAUCAUUUAUGUUCCCAUGCCUCAAAGGGCUCAAUUCCAAAAAAUUCAAGCUCGUCUUGUUAGAGAAUUGGAAAAGAAAUUCAGUGGCAAGCAUGUUGUAUUUAUUGGUGAUAGAAAAAUUUUGCCUAAGCCAACUAGAAAAACCCGCACUCAAAACAAACAAAAGCGUCCAAGAAGUCGUACACUAACAUGGGUUUACGAUGCUAUACUUGAUGAUUUAGUUUUCCCUGCUGAAAUUGUUGGUAAGCGUAUCCGUGUGAAAUUAGAUGGAAAACAGGUAAUGAAAGUUCAUUUGGACAAGACGCAGCAAACUAACAUUGAACAUAAAGUGGAUACUUUUGCUUCAGUGUACAGAAAGUUAACAGGCAGAGAAGUAACUUUCGAAUUUCCUGAACCAUAUUUGUAAAAUUAAUUUUUAAUAAAAAAGUGAUUUAACAAAAAAAUCUA